AUGUUAAGUUGGAACCUGGUUGUUUUUGCGUCGACUGAGGAUGAAUAUGAACGUCGUCUGUAUGAGUUAACACUUGAGUACUAUGCAUAUGAGGGCGCACUUAAUUAUCUGAGAAAUACAUGGUUGAAUGAUUAUAAAGAAAAAUUUGUUGCAGCAUGGACAAAUAGAAUAAUGCAUUUUGGCAACGUUACUACGAACAGGGCUGAGAGUGCACAUGCAAAGUUGAAGAGACAUCUUGGAUCUUCUCAAGGUGACUUAGAGUCAUCAUGGACAAUUAUCAACAGUCUUAUUGAGUUACAACAUGUAGAGAUUAAGGGGUCGUUUGAAAAAAGUUUAAUGUUGGUGCAACAUAACUUUAAGCCAGCAAUUUUUAGAGAAUUGCGAGGUGUUAUAUCGAGAAGUGCAUUGAAUAUGGUACUAAUGCAGUCGCAACUUGCUUAUAAAAUUGGGAUAGACAAAGUUUCAUGUGGAUGUGUGAUUAGAAGCACAUAUGGUUUACCUUGUGCACAUGAAAUUGCAGAGUUCAUGGUACAAGGACGGCCAAUUCCUUUGUCAACUGUGCAUCCUCAUUGGACAAGGUUGCAGUUAGUGCAGUCAGCUUAUGAUGGUGUGUCAUCGCAGGUAACGAUUGAGCCAGAAAUAGAGAGUAUAUAUAAAAUGUUUUAUUCAGAACCGGAGCCAGGGAAGCAAGUAUUAAAGCAAAAGUUGAGAGAAAUAGUUAAUCCAGACACAACUUCACUACAACCACCAACCAUGAAAGUUAGGACGAAGGGUAGGCCAACAUCGAAGAAGAAAAUUCAGAUUGAUACAUCCACCAAACGUGAUCCGUCCUUAUUUGAAAUAGUUCAAUCUAGUCAAGACAGUAGAUCCCUAGCAACAUGGAUAUCCAAGAGAAACACCAACCGACUCAAGGGGUAUGAUGAUUGUUUCCCACCACAAAUACAACCGUUCUUGCAUAAUAUUGUUAAUGUAGAAUCAGAUGGACAUUGUGGAUUUCGCGCGAUAGCAGGGUUACUUGGUAUGAGUGAGCACAAUUGGAGAGAUAUUCGUUUUAGUCUGAUAGGAGAGUUGCAAUCUUUUCGUGCGAUGUAUACGCAAAUAUAUGGAUCAGAAAUGCGUGUGGAUGAGUUACUACAUAUAUUAUAUUGCUUUGAUAACAUUGCACCGUGCGAGCAUUGGAUGACUUUACCUGACAUGGGCCAUUUAGUUGCUUCAAAAUACAAUGUCAUAUUGGUGCAUUUGUCACGGAUCCAGUGUCUUACAUAUCUUCCACUUAGAUCGAUCCCUCCUCCAGCAGUACAACACAGGAUGAUUACUAUAGGAUUUGUGAAUGAUUGUCAUUUUGUGCAGGUAUUCCUUAAGCCAAGGUCACCAAUUCCUCCCGUCGCACUGAAUUGGUACAGAUUUCGAUGUGAUAAUGCACGUGAUUGGGAAACGCCAUACAUAUCCAGAAUUCAAGCAUUUUUAUCUCUAGUAGGUCAAGAUGUGGCAACACAGGAAGUUUUUGACUUAUCUGACACAUGA
Molecule: messenger RNA, 1524 nt
Organism: Diospyros lotus (date-plum)
Lineage: Eukaryota; Viridiplantae; Streptophyta; Magnoliopsida; Ericales; Ebenaceae
Exons: 2
Coding region: 1-1524 (507 amino acids)
Molecular function (GO): zinc ion binding
Source: RefSeq, a predicted model, not a curated record